GGACCUCUGCCAUGAGCUGCUGGACAUGUCCCACUGUUUGCAGACCCAAGUUUUGCCCAGUUCUCACAGCACGACUCGAUGAAGACAGACAGCACUGUGCACCGGCAGAAAGCGGAAUCUGACUGAGGAUGCCCGGCGGGAGCGCGAGAGCAUCUCGUCCUCUCCGGGCCCCUCUAGGCGCGGGGACAGCUUUGUGUUUGAGGAGCAGAAGAGCGCAAGAUCACUCUGAACAUUGUCUUUGCGCUCAGAAAUGAGGAAAACGCGGGGUUCUUCAAGGCUGGCAAAGUCUUUGAGCGGUGACGCUUUACCUGUAGUGGAAUACACUUCAGAAGAGGUUGCCACUUGGAGGGAGGUCUACAGUACUCUGGCCAGUCUCUACCCAAGUCAUGCAUGCAGACAGUUUCUAGAAGCCCUGGGCCAGCUGGAGAGCCAAUGUUUGUAUGGGGAAGACAAAAUACCUCAGCUGAGAGAAGUGUCUGCAUUUCUUAAAGUUAGGACAGGAUUUCAGUUGCGGCCAGUGGCAGGGCUGCUCUCUGCCCGAGACUUCCUAGCCAGUCUGGCAUUUAGGGUGUUCCAGUGUACCCAAUAUAUUCAUCACCCUUCAGCUCCAAUUCAUUCCCCUGAACCUGACUGUUGCCAUGAACUUCUUGGACAUAUCCCCAUGCUUGCAGACAAAAAAUUUGCACAGUUUUCACAGGAGAUUGGACUUACCUCACUUGGGGCAUCAGAUGAGGACAUUGAGAAACUCUCCACACUUUACUGGUUUACAGUGGUUUGUAAGCAGAAUGGAAGAGUGAAGGCUUAUGGGGCCGGCCUCCUGUCCUCCUAUGGAAAGCUUUUGUACGCCCUUUCAAAUGAGCCCCAAUACAAACCAUUCAACCCAGCAGAGACCGCAGUCCAACCAUACCAGCACCAGUCGUAUCAGCCUGGGUACUUUGUGUCCGAGAGCUUUGAGGAUGCCAAGACCAAGCUGAGGCAAUACUCAUCCACAAUACAGAAGCCCUUCUCCAUUAAAUAUGACCUGUACACUUGCAGCAUGGACAUUCUGGAUGAGCCUUCUAAGAUUGAGAAUGCAUUAGGGCAGAUGAGGAAUGACCUAAAUAUCUUGCAUAUAGCAAUGGAGAGACUGGGACAGAAGUAAGCCAGAGUGGAUGGACUAUCAUCUAUA
Messenger RNA from Xyrauchen texanus (razorback sucker), 1168 nucleotides. RefSeq names its product tyrosine 3-monooxygenase-like. Gene Ontology annotation, molecular function: iron ion binding; tyrosine 3-monooxygenase activity. Lineage: Eukaryota; Metazoa; Chordata; Actinopteri; Cypriniformes; Catostomidae. Gene Ontology annotation, biological process: dopamine biosynthetic process from tyrosine. Gene Ontology annotation, cellular component: cytoplasm; axon; perikaryon. The record is from RefSeq and is a predicted model, not a curated record.